Linum tenue is the source of this 2127-nucleotide messenger RNA. Lineage: Eukaryota; Viridiplantae; Streptophyta; Magnoliopsida; Malpighiales; Linaceae. The record is from the annotation of a GenBank genome assembly.
UCGUAUUUGUAUUUUUCUCUUUCAUUUUGUAAUUUGCAAUCUUUUUGAGCAAAGCAGGAGAGGAGGAAGCCGGCGCUGGUGUCAGCUUCUCUCUGCAAAUCUCUCUUCCCCAUCUUAACUUCACGCUGCUCCCUAUUUUGUUCUUCUUCUCUUCAUCGCGCCGCUCCGCUCCGCUGUCUCAUCUGCUCCGAUCUCAGCCCGCUCGCCGGCGUUGAAGCAUCAAAACCGUUGCGACGAAUGCUUGGUUCCGGAUCAUCUGUUCCGUGCUGAAGUUAAAGAAUGCAACAAUUGAUACAAAAAAGUGCACGGGUGCAUGUGCUUGCUUUCUCAGAGUGAUCCAACCUAAUUUGUUUGAAUGUCUAAAUCAAAAGGGACGACAAUGGGUCUUACUAACCGAAGUGGAUUUCCUAGAAGAACAAACGACACUACUAGGCUCAUUAUUACAGCACUUCUAGGAGUUAUCUUUGGAUUUUUUAUUGGUGUCUCAUUUCCGUCCGAUUCCCUUUCUAAGAUUAAUUUCCCUUCUGGGUUCAGAAGUCGUUAUGAUUCAGCGUCAAUAGAUGCAAGAAGAUCUAACACAGGCGAACCUGAAAAUCGUGAGUCAUACAACAUCCCCAAGAUUUAUGUUCCAACAAAUCCCCGUGGUGCAGAGUCAUUGCCUCCAGGAAUCGUUGAGGCAGAAACUGACCUUUACUUGCGGCGAUUAUGGGGCGAACCUAGUGAGGAUCUCAAGAAGAAGCCAAAGUACUUGGUGUCCUUUACAGUUGGUUGGAAUCAGAGGCAUAACAUAGAUGCAGCAGUUAGAAAGUUUUCAGAUGAGUUCACAAUUGUUCUUUUCCACUAUGAUGGCCGGGCUACUGAAUGGGAUGUGUUUGAGUGGUCAAAAACUGCGAUUCAUAUCAGUGUGAAAAGGCAAACGAAAUGGUGGUAUGCUAAAAGAUUUUUGCACCCAGAUGUUAUUGCGUCAUAUGAAUAUAUCUUCAUAUGGGAUGAGGAUCUUGGAGUGGAACAUUUUAAUGCAGACAAAUACAUUCACUUGGUUAAAAAGCAUGGGCUAGAGAUCUCUCAACCAGGUCUUGAGCCCAAUAAUGGUCUCACAUGGCAGAUGACAAAACGGAGAGGUGACCGCGAAGUUCACAAGGAUACAGAGGAGAAACCAGGCUGGUGCAGUGACCCACAUUUACCUCCAUGUGCUGCCUUUGUGGAAAUCAUGGCGCCUGUGUUUUCUCGUAAAGCUUGGCGAUGUGUGUGGCAUAUGAUCCAGAAUGAUUUGGUCCAUGGAUGGGGAUUGGAUUUUGCUCUGAGAAGAUGUGUAGAGCCUGCGCAUGAGAAAAUCGGGGUUGUUGAUUCACAGUGGAUCGUACAUCAAGUAAUUCCCUCUCUGGGGAGCCAGCAGGGCAAAUCUGAGAAUGGGAAGGCUCCUUGGGAAGGGGUGAGAGCAAGGUGUAAGAGCGAAUGGUCCAUGUUCCAGGAACGCCUGCUCCGUGCUGAUAAAGCGUACUUCUUGAGCAGCACGAGCCGAUCUGCGACCGCUGAUAAGCAAUACGUGGCUCGCUUAAAGGGGGUUAAAAACUGAACCAACCAAUGCUAGUGUCGUCGUUUCGAGUCUGGGGGGGUGCGUCGGUCGCCUAACUACUGUAAGCUACAUUCGCUGCUGCGUCUUGCUCACCUCCAGCCGCAGCCACGCCAUUCGCUGUGGUUUUAAGGGGAGAUCAGAGGAACAUCAUGCGUGAGAGGUCUGAGAUGCACUUUCUCCCCCUCCCUCCCUGCCCCCCGCGAGCUCCCCUUUUUUGUACAUUCCGAUUUGUUUAUUGUACACCACCCGUAAUAGGUUCGCUCCUCUUGAUGUAAUAGCUUGUAAGCCGCUUUUGGAAGAGAGAUUCGUACUCCGAUCGGUUUGCCUGCCGACAUCUUCAUCUAGUCUCAUGUUUGAUGCUCUUGAGAAUACUAACGCUAAGAGAAGAAAACUUUUUGUUGAUAACUUUGCUUCGCCCCACCUGUGGCCUUCUACUGUUCUGUAGCCUCUGUAACUGUAACUGCGAGUUUCGGCUGGAACUCGUGAGUUUUCAGUAAAACUGGCAUUGGCUCUGGCCUCUCGCACAUUAUCGAUCUGCAUCUAAAUCUAUG